UGCAGGAACGUAAACGACUUGGUCACUCUACACAUCUUAAUAGUUGUCAAAUUAAAACAUUCCUAGUAACAACAAUUUGUAAUUUUUAAUAUGUUUAUUGUUGCCGUCACUGGGGGCAUUGCUACGGGCAAGAGCACCGUCAGCAAAGUGUUUGAAAACCAGGGCAUUCCUGUGAUAGACGCUGAUAAAAUAGCCAGGGAGAUUGUGGAACCAGGUCAACCAUGUUGGCAAAAGAUUCGGGAAAUUUUCGGCGAUGAAGUGCUGUUGCCCAGCAAGGAGAUAAACCGAGCCGCCUUGGGAAAGAUGAUCUUCGAGGAUAGGGAGCUGCGUGGGAAGCUGAACAAGAUCACGCAUCCUACCAUUCAUCGGAAGAUCUUCUGGCGGGUGUGCAAGCUGCUGGUCACGGGGCAUGCUUGGAUCGUCCUCGACCUGCCACUUCUCUUCGAAACCGGCAUCCUAAUGGACUUUAUACACAAGAUUGUCUGUGUGUCCUGCGAUUCGGAGAAGCAGCUGGAGCGACUGAUUGCCCGCAACGAGCUGUCGGAAACAGAGGCACGGCAUCGCGUUGAAUCGCAAAUGCCGCUGGAGAAGAAGUGCGAAAAGUCCCACUUUGUUAUUGACAACAACGGCGAUAAGGAGGAUACUGAAGCCUCUGCAAUGAACAUUUAUAACAUGAUGUGCGAGUCCAAGCAGCACUGGCUCAACCGAAUCAGCUUUCUGGGCAUCUUUCUGGUCGUGUGCUUUUUCAUAUACCUAAUGCUGAAACUGUUCAAUCGGCUGCCCGAAUCCUGGCAGAUGUAGAGUCCCGCCCAUCAAAGGCGUUUGUGCCAUUGUGACGCUAUUUAACGUGUUUAAUGCAAUUGAAACCAAACCCCAUAAAAAUUGGGGUAUUCCCUGUACAGAACUAAAUGUCUGAAAAUAUCGGCAAAAUUACCUAAUAAUCCGGCUAAAUAAAUAGCCGAUAUGUCUGGUAGGGAUUACCCUGAAUAACUAACGCUUGCUAGUAAAAUAUAUACACAAAAAUCACUUGUA
Drosophila kikkawai is the source of this 1032-nucleotide messenger RNA. It is a transcript of the gene Dpck, whose product is annotated as Dephospho-CoA kinase. Gene Ontology annotation, molecular function: dephospho-CoA kinase activity; ATP binding. The record is from RefSeq and is a predicted model, not a curated record. Gene Ontology annotation, biological process: coenzyme A biosynthetic process. NCBI's taxonomy places the organism in Eukaryota, Metazoa, Arthropoda, Insecta, Diptera, Drosophilidae.